GCGGGCUCGGUUCUCGUCUCGGCCGCUGACGGGGCCGGCCAUGGCGCCCGGCGGGACCCGCGGCCGGACGCCGCGCUGGGGGCUGCGCCUGGGCGGCGCCGCGCUCUUCCUGCUGCUGCUCCUGGAGGCCGCCGCGCAGGACGCGCCGGGAGCGGGUUGUUCUCAGAAUACAAACAGAUCUUGUGAAGAAUGCCUGAAGAAUGUCUCGUGUCUGUGGUGCAAUACUAACAAGGCCUGUGUGGAGUACCCUGCGAGGAAAAUCCUGCCGCCUAGUUCCCUUUGUGAGCUGAGUUCCGCACGAUGGGGCGUUUGCUGGGUGAAUUUUGAGGCGCUGAUUAUCGUCAUGUCGGUGCUGGGAGGCUCCAUCCUCCUCAGCAUUGUUGUCUGUUGCUGCUGCUGCUGCCGCAAGAAGAAGGGCAGGAAGCCAGACAAGAGCGACGAGCGGGCCAUGAGAGAGCAAGAGGAGAGGAGAGUCCGACAGGAAGAGAGGAGAGCAGAGAUGAAGUCAAGACACGAUGAAAUCAGGAAAAAAUAUGGUCUCUUUAAAGAACAAAACCCAUACGCGAAGUUUUAAAACAGCUACGGUGUACUACCUUUGGGCCAGGCAGUCCUAAAGCUUCCUGGGAGAACUGCCUCUCAGCACAGCCCGCAGGCAGACACCUGCGUGGGUGAGCCUCCCAGUGUCCAGCUGGGACAAUCCUGCUCCUGUCUGCACGCUGUGGCCUUCCCUUUUCCCUUACUGCUGUUUCUGUAGCUAAGAGCUUCAGACGUGAAACUAACUGGGUUUCUCUGGAGGAAAUGUAUUUGUUUGCCACUUAGUGCAACUCAGUACAAGCCAAGUUGGACACACCCUUCCUGGCUCCCAGCUGCAGGAGCCUGCCCUGCUCUGCCCCAGGGGCACAUGAGGGCCACCUGUCUGUCUGUUCAUCCUGGGGAAGACUGAUGUGUGUGUCUACCCAUUUCUUCUAAUUCUGGUGGCCUUUAGGAAAGCAUCUCUGACAGUACUUUCUAGCCCAUUUUUAUUGAAUAGUUUUGGAGGUAAUCAAAAUCACCUUAAGUCUCUUAAAAAGCAUUUUAGAUUCUCUCAAACAAAAUAUCACCAAAAAACUUAGAUGUGAAAUUUCAGGCCCUACAAGGUGGUAUUUUUAUAUCUAUCUUUAAUAGACGAUGAGUCACUUUCCCAUGGAAACCCAGUUCUAAAUGUGGUUUGAAGUCCUCUCUCAGGAGCGCCCCGUCUGCCUCCUGUCCAGCUGCUUUCACAGACGGGUGGUCCUGUGUCCUCCACGGGCCCUGGAACCCGACUCAGUUUCUCCUCUUGUCGGGCUGUGGAGGGGCUCAUCAUGGGGGAGGCUGGGGGGGGCAUGUCCAUCUAAGGAGGGUGAAGCCCAUGUGGCCAUGUGAAUUGGAGGCAGGUGCGUGGGGUCCAGCCCGAGCAGAAUCCCCACACUGCCCAGCUCCGUCACGCUUGACAUUGGCCUCUGGAAGUGCCUCAGUGGGACUUGAGCCCUCCACAGUGCACGCUGCUUUAGCUCAAGAGAUGUGACUUCAGCAACCACCAUAUGCUUGCUGGCAGGAAAGAGAGCAAGAGACACCCUCAAGUUACUGGACACUGAAGAAAAUCAAAAAUAGUCUCGCCAGAUUGCUUUGAAUUAAAGCCUUUGGGAAGGAGGCUGGCACGCGGGUGGAUGUGCUAGUGAGCUCCCAGCGUUGUCCUGUGCGUCCGCCACGGAGCCUCCAGCACGUGCCACCUGUCACCACGCACGUGGCUGUCGGCUGCCAUGCCGCCUCGCCCCUCUCCACCAGAGACUUUUCACAAACCUCUCAUCUGUUAUUUUUCUGACUUCUUGGGCUUUCGAUUACAAUUUAAAGUAUUAUAAAUAUUCCGGAAUAUUUUAUAUUUUCAGAUUUUGACUUUCUACUAUUUGUUGAUAAAAGAAACUGAGAUAGACCUUAGUGAACUUCGUAUGGGCACAGUAGUUCAUGUAAAGUCAUGCUGUGCGUCGCUUCUGUUGCUGCGUGGAAGGUAGAGGUGCAUUUGAUCCUCACUUUGUGGAAACAUGGCAGUCAGUCAGCCACAGGCCCGUGCCUUCCUCCACACCACACCAGUCACAACGCCGGAAGGUGCCUUGCUUUCUAACCUCUUUCCAAUAAAAUGGUUUCAUACUG
Dipodomys spectabilis (banner-tailed kangaroo rat) is the source of this 2166-nucleotide messenger RNA. It is a transcript of the gene Pttg1ip, whose product is annotated as PTTG1 interacting protein. Bases 41 to 574 code for a protein of 177 amino acids. The record is from RefSeq and is a predicted model, not a curated record. Lineage: Eukaryota; Metazoa; Chordata; Mammalia; Rodentia; Heteromyidae. Gene Ontology annotation, cellular component: cytoplasm; nucleus. The transcript is spliced from 6 exons. Gene Ontology annotation, biological process: protein import into nucleus.